CUCCCCUGUGAAAAUCAAACUCUGCGGUUCAGCGGCAAAAAGAUAUUUCUCUCAGCACGCUUUAUCCUGCUUCUGAGUUUCGUCUUGCAGGUUCUCUCUCUCUCUGUCUGUCUGUGUGUGUGUGUGUGUUAUUGCUUCAGCUUUGUUCAUGUAGCAAUUUUUUGUUGGAGUUCGUGUAACACCCAUAAUCCAGAAGCCACUGGUAGGGAUUGGGAGACUAUGGACCUAAAACUCUGCUUCCCUGUCUCCUCAAACCCUUCCCUGUUCAUGUCCUCAAUGGUUCUUCGGUGCCCAUCUCCUCAUUUUUUGCGAACUUGUCAGCUCUCCAAGAGAACCCAUGUCCCUAUUUCGUCAAAUUACUCUGCUAACUCAUUUCUAGGUCAGGGUCUAGCUCCCUGGAACAAACCUUUCCAAUUGAAGAACACCCAUCGCUGUCUUUCUCAUAUAGUUGCUGUUGUCAAGAGAAGAAAGGAAAUGGCUUUUGAUAAUGUGAUCCAGAGGGAUAAGAAGCUCAAAUUGGUGUUGAAGAUCAGGAGCAUUCUUGUUAGCCAGCCUGAUAGGAUAAUGGCUUUAAGACACCUUGGUAAGUUCAGGAAGGAAUUGGGUUUAACCAAGAAGAGGAGGUUUAUUGCCCUCCUUAGGCGUUUUCCGGCGGUCUUCGAAAUCGUAGAAGAGGGGGUCUACUCGUUGAAGUUUAGGUUGACACCGGAAGCUGAAAGGCUUUACAUGGAAGAGCUGAAGGUUAGGAACGAAAUGGAGGGAGAAUCAGUAGUGAAACUGCGGAAAUUGUUGAUGAUGUCAAUAGAUAAGAGGAUUCUCAUUGAGAAUUCGCAUUUGAGAACCGAUUUGGGGCUCCCAGUCGACUUCAGGACCACGGUUUGUCGACGUUAUCCUCAGUAUUUUGAAGUGGUUGCCACGGGUGGAGGGCCGGCGCUGGAAUUGACACAUUGGGAUCCUGAACUUGCGGUUUCAGUGGCUGAAGUUACUGCUGAAGAAAAUAAAGCCAGAGAAAUUGAGGACAUGAACUUGAUUAUAGAUAGACCACCUAAAUUUAAUCGAGUGAAGUUACCAAAGGGACUGAAACUCUCAAAGGGGGAGAUGAGAAGACUGGUUAAGUUCAAUGAGAUACCUUAUAUAUCACCUUAUGCAGAUUUCUCGGAAUUGAAGCCUGGUACGCCGGAGAAAGAAAAGCACGCUUGUGGGGUCAUUCAUGAGAUUCUCAGUAUGUGUUUGGAGAAAAGAACACUUGUUGAUCACCUUACACAUUUUAGAGAGGAGUUCAGAUUCUCUCAGCAGCUAAGGGGCAUGCUAAUCAGGCAUCCGGACAUGUUUUACGUGUCACUGAAAGGAGAUAGGGAUUCAGUUUUUUUAAGAGAAGCCUAUCAUGGCUCGCAAUUGAAGGAAAAAGAUCGGCUGUUGAUCAUCAAGGAAAAGCUUCGGGCACUUGUUGCAGUACCUAGGUUCCCAAGAAGACCUGUCGGGAAACCAGAAACUGAUGUUGGGAGUGAAAAGUCUGACCCGUUAGGAGUAGAUGAAAGUGAAGGCGAUGACGACUGGUCUGAAAUUGAAAACCUCAUGGGUGAUGAACUGGGUGAGGACUUGGAUGGCCUCGAUGACAGUGAUGAUGAUCCAAAUUCAGAAGAAGAAGAUGAUGGCUGGGAUAACGAAGAAGAUGACUUUCCACCUGAUUUUGAUGGCAACAGUAGUACAGGUUUUGAACAAGUGAAGCCGUCAAACCGUGUAAAGGUUUCACCUAAGUCAGAAGAAAAGGUUGUUAUCCCUGUUCUCCCAGAUGGUAGACCAAGGGAACGUUGGUGAGAGUUUCAUUUCAUUAUCUUCCCCUUGUGGAUGAAACUACUUGGAGUUUGAGGCCAUUUCAGAAAAAAGAGGAUUUGGGCUUCUCUUGUCAGGUUCUGUAGGCCGAUCCAGGCAUCAGCCACUUAAAUUGCAUUGAGAUUUUGAUGCAGUCCGAGGAAUAUUUUUGACUUGAAAGUCCAUUAUUCGUGGCGACAUGAUGCCUUUGUUUUCCUGACUGCAGCAGUUUCAGGUUUGUGCUUGAUUUCUGCAGUCAAUUUCUUCACAUUGUAGCAUUUCUGGUUAUGAUGGUAUUAUCAAUCAUAAUGAAUACAUGAUAUCUAUUUUUCUUA
Messenger RNA from Nymphaea colorata (pocket water lily), 2147 nucleotides. Its product is annotated as protein WHAT'S THIS FACTOR 1, chloroplastic. The record is from RefSeq and is a predicted model, not a curated record. NCBI's taxonomy places the organism in Eukaryota, Viridiplantae, Streptophyta, Magnoliopsida, Nymphaeales, Nymphaeaceae. Gene Ontology annotation, molecular function: RNA binding.